Clonostachys solani is the source of this 1989-nucleotide messenger RNA. The record is from the annotation of a GenBank genome assembly. NCBI's taxonomy places the organism in Eukaryota, Fungi, Ascomycota, Sordariomycetes, Hypocreales, Bionectriaceae.
AUGGCGCACAGCUACUUUUCGGCGAUCGACUUCGUCCAGGGCUGCCUGGUGCGGGAGGCCAUCAUCACCAUUGACCAAGUUGCCGUCAUUCUGAGUGACAAGUCUCCGUCGCUGACGUACAAGGACAAGAGCAAGCAGUGCCCAGCCCCGCCGUUCAGCAUGCCGAAACUGACAACGAACCACGCCAUGGUUUCCCCGAAAGAUGCCCCCUCCUUUGAAGGAAGGCUGAUGGGCUUGGACGUACAGAAGAAACUGGCUGAUCUACAGACAAAGGAUGCAGAGUACCUGAACACUGUCAUUGGGAAAUCUAUCGAGCGUUACCAACGGACGAUCGACUUCUACCGCUACCUACUCCAGUCUAUCUCUCGUCCCUGCUCCGAAGAACCAGCCCCUGCAUCGGCUCCAGCUGAAGAGGACCAGGUGCCAGCAUCGCCAUCGCCGGCGGAGAAUGAAUAUGAGCAGUCGAAUUCAUCUAGUUCGCGAUGUACUACUCCCAUCCAACCUGCCACAAUCCAAGAAGUCACCAAAAAACGAGCUUCAGUCGUCGAACUCAACGAACCUGAGUCGCCACGAACAGUGAACACCAUCGACUUUAAAGACGUGUAUCGAGGCGGCACAUCCGCGACAACGCACUUUAUUCUCGACUACGAGCACUCCCUAAAAGCUACGCCAAUGAUCAGUGGUCGCUGGUGGAUUCUGCGCUGUGAGCAAUGCGACUGGCACGGGCUGUCCGAGAGACCUGGGUCAUUCCACAUGGAGCACCAUCCAGAAUUGAGGAUCGACGACCUGGAAUCGGCGAUCGAGACGUUUGGAGUGCUCGUUCGCAAUUGCACACGAGACCUGGCCGACACGAACAAUACCCAUGUCCGCAAAGUGAUGCAAGACCGAGCCUCCGAACCGUCCACGGCACGAGCACGACACAAGAACAAGAGAAGAAAGGUAGUGAAGAUCAGCGUAUCUCCUAGAUCGUUCACAGAACGGCAGUUGAUCACGGACCCUUCUGUCGGAGAGAUGUACCUAGCUGGGUGGUCGGAUGGUAAACUGUAUGGCGCCGUUGCUCUCCCUCUCGGGGACUUCAUGGCCAGAGCCUCCAUCCCAGGCAGCAUGUGGGACUCGGGGCUGCUCUCAAGCGUGCCCAGGUGCUACCGAGUCAACAAAAGGGCGCGUCAUUUCACUUGGGCCGAGGGCUACGAGGACGGCGGUACAAACGUGGGCUUUCGGCAGUUUCCGCUAUUCUACUUUGACAACCCAAAAGUAGAAGACGGACAUGUUGGCUGGGCGUACGCCCACGACCUCCACCCAUUCGACUUGGCCAAGAUAACUUCAGGCCUUACAAGACCUGCCGCCUUGUAUGCCAAGCACUAUCAAAAAGCGAAUCAUACACCGUUUAGUCAUGAGCUUUUUUCGCACCACGAGGGCCAAAUGAAACCUGUUCCUGAACAAAUCCCAAGCCCCAACCACCCGGAAGGAGAGAAGAGCAGCAGCGCCUCUUCCACUCCGCAGACCACCUCGACAGAGGCAGAUACGGACAUGAGCCAUGGCAAGAAAAUAGCUGGCGGUCAAGGCGGUACACCAUCAUCCGAUGGUUUCAGCCACUCUGCCGAGCCCUUGUUCGAUGAAUCCAAGUCUCAACCUGGCACAUCUGAACAGAUCGAAGAUGCGACCUUUGAUAGCCAUACUGAUAAUUCGCCAGGCUCGGCCCACGGUAUCUCCCCACUGCGUGUUGGCAUUGAGCAAAGAAUGCCUCCACCAGAUGCCCGGAUGAUGCCGCACGGAGAGCCUGGACAUGAGGCCAUUGUUCAACCUGUGCAACCAAGAAACUGCCAUCCGUCUUCAACAGUCAAUACCGAAACGUGGCUUAUGUUCCCUGAAACACAUAAUGGGCAGGCUUUCACUGACGCGAUUGAAAACAGUGCCCCCAUACCUCAUAUCUCCAGCCAGCUUUUUACCACCGACGGUUGGAUCAUUCAUCAAAAUGGGGACGAUUAA